AUGGAAGCUGCUAGUAGAAUAUGGGAAUAUGAUGUGAUAAGAAUUGUUGAUAUUGUAAAACGUCGUCAAUGGUGUGCAUAUUGUGGACGUAUAGCCUAUUAUUAUUGUUGUUGGAAUACAUCGUAUUGCAAUAGUACUUGCCAGUCAAAACAUUGGCCUUUUCAUAUGACUUCUUGUGUACAAGUUAAAAGUCAAUUGAAUAAUAAUAAGAAGAAUAAGAAUAAUUUAAAUGGUUCUAUACGUCAUCAUUCUCAAUCACCUAACAUAACCAAUUCAUCUAAUAUCACCGAUCAACAACCACAUUUCUCUUUAACACAACCAUCGAUUCUUCAACAUAUUCCACAAAAUCCUCCUCCUCAUCAUCAUCAUCACCAUCAACAACAACAACAACAAAGAAUGAUUUUACCGAAUACAUCAAAUCCAUCAGUUGGUAUGUAUCGAUUAAACAAUGAUGGUACUUUAUUAACUACUAGUAAUACUUUAUUUCAACGUUCAUUAUCAUCAUCUUGUGUUUUACCAUCUCAACCAUUUAAGAAUUGA
Messenger RNA from Schistosoma curassoni, 540 nucleotides. Lineage: Eukaryota; Metazoa; Platyhelminthes; Trematoda; Strigeidida; Schistosomatidae. The record is from the annotation of a GenBank genome assembly.